Molecule: messenger RNA, 888 nt
Organism: Seminavis robusta
Lineage: Eukaryota; Bacillariophyta; Bacillariophyceae; Naviculales; Naviculaceae
Source: the annotation of a GenBank genome assembly
AUGUCCAUGACCAAAUUUGCCACCUGUAGUAGCACAUCGAUUCGAUCAUUCAUCGCUCCGUCCACAAAUCCUUGCCUUUCCUCCCUUGCAAAGCUCUCAUUAUUUCUCCUUUCAGUGACAAAGCAUCUGCGCAAGAAUAUGGAUACCGAAAAUGAACCUCCGAGCGUUGCUGCCAACGCCACGACCAACUCCAUGAAUGGAGAUGGAGAUACAAUCACAGGCAAGAAGGAUAUCGCUCUGCUGUCAACGACAAGACCCUCCAGAAGAUCCAUCGUGCGGUCCACUGCUGCACGCCGUUUCAGCCCCGAUGAGCUGGCUGAUGAUGAUGAUGAAAAGUUCUUUUGGGCUGGAGCAACAUCUGCUGCGAGUAAUGGUGUUUGUUCUAACCGGCUAACAGCACUUUGGCAAACUGCUGCUCAAGGUGUGCGCACACCAGCAUCAUCCCUUGGCGUGCAUGACGAGGAGACUAUUCGUAAUGAAACCCUACAAAACUUUUUUGAAGGUCUUGAUUUGGAUGGAAGUGGUCUGUUGGAACGGCAUGAACUGCAAGCAAUCUUGAUAGAAGCAUCCAAAACUACCAAGAUGCCCACGGAUGAACCUAUCAUUGAAGCAGCCAUUGAUGCCCUGUUGGAAGAUGUCCAGUCAGAGAAAGCUCUCAAAUCAAUGGCUCUGACGCGUGCUGCUGGCAACACUAGCAGUACUACUAGCUUUUGGGCAGCUGAUGCCACCAAUCUAGAGCAGUUCAUUGACAUGUUCCACCGUCACCCAGACAUGUACAGGCUCUUUGAGACUGACAAGACUAGCAAGGAUCUUAAAGAAUAUGUCAAGACUCGCCAAGUUUCGCCAAAAGAACAAAAGCUGGAAAAUAAAGAAAAUGAACAGGCAUAG